This is a messenger RNA of Aspergillus mulundensis, 2145 nucleotides long. RefSeq lists its product as uncharacterized. The record is from RefSeq and is a predicted model, not a curated record. Gene Ontology annotation, biological process: cytoskeleton-dependent cytokinesis. Gene Ontology annotation, cellular component: septin complex; septin ring; microtubule cytoskeleton. The transcript is spliced from 3 exons. Gene Ontology annotation, molecular function: GTPase activity; GTP binding; molecular adaptor activity. Lineage: Eukaryota; Fungi; Ascomycota; Eurotiomycetes; Eurotiales; Aspergillaceae. Bases 1 to 2145 code for a protein of 714 amino acids.
AUGAGACCGCCUGUUCCAGAGGUCGCAUCCCCGCGAUCUCGCAAGUCGUCGCUUGAACAACAGCAGUGGAUCGAUCCCCGCAGUGCCACUCCCUCCACCUUCUUCCUGGCCCGCAGUCAGCGCCCCGAUGAUUGCGAGCACGAGUCCCCAGUAGAACCUGAGAACUUGAGGAAUAGUAUGUAUGGCGUACAGAGCUUCGACGAAACAACUUCCAUGACCUCGAGUGUAGCUGCCCUCCCACCGGACCUCGACACCUCGUCUGUCAGCAAGCCGGUGCCUAUCCCAGCUUCCCCCGCGCCUCCCCAACAAUGGAAGAUCAACUUGGAGGAAGCGGACGAUGCUAUUUCGAACGCUCAACAGGAUACGACACUAAAAGACUAUGAUUCUACGCAUACCAAUAGGCUGGAACCACCACUACAUUCGUCGAAUCUGACGUCGCCCCGGCCCUUGACCCCGCUGAACUUCUUGAACUCCGUUGACCACUCAUCGCUCCCAAGCAGUCCCAAAUCCAUCACUAACCAGUCUACGAGACAUCUCGACGAGAUCUCUAUAACGGAUGACCUUAGUCAGGCUGUUGCUUCCGGUGACGAAGAUGAUGAUUCGAGACCGACACUCAAUCCAAGCUCUGACUCAACGUCCCAGCUCAUCAUGCCGAGUAUCACGAUACCUAGCCGGAGGCCCUUUACAGAAAAAGGGAGAGCUUUUGGCAGGGUGAAAUUACUUGUCGCUGGAGCAUCUGGGUCAGGCAAAACAUCCCUCAUCAAGUCAAUAGUGCAGAUUUGUGAUGAUAUUGUGCAUGUUGACCUGUUUGACGAACCUUCCCAUUCACUGUCCCUUUUGCGUCAUGAGCAAACCCCACAUACUGCUUCUCGGUCAGCCCAGUCUCCUGCACUCAUCUCUGAGAUAUAUGCUAGUUCAAAACCUUAUCCUACUUGGUGGUCGGACCUGGAAGACUCUCGAGUUCUCCGAAGACGGAAAAGCUCAGGCGAGCUUGUCCUCGAGCGCAAUAUUUGCUUCGUCGAUACCCCAGGGAACCGAUUGAGUCAAAUAGGGCAGCUCGAUGCCGUUAUCCGAUACAUUCGCCAGCAGCUCCUUCGUGCUACGUCGGCACUUGAUUUUUCGAAUGCCGAUUUUCGGAACAUGCUCGCUGGUAAUGGAGGGUCGCAGGUGGACGCUAUCCUAUACCUAAUAUCUCAGGACAAGCUUGUUACCGACAUAGAGUGCAUCAGCAAGCUCAGUGCCUGGACCAAUGUGGUACCACUCAUAGCCAAGUCAGACCUAUUGACACAAGAUCAAAUUAUAAGUCUUAAAGACGAUUUCAACGAGAAAGCUCGGGCAGCUUCUGUAAAACCUUUCCUCCUUGACGCCUCCUCGGAUCUCAAUGAACCCCCUUUCGCAGUUUCAUCUGCCAAAUCGAAUGACGACUCCAUCAUGGAUGCCAGCACAUUGAUGAGCCCGGACUACAUAGAGCCACUGGUUGACUCCGAACUGUUGUCCUUAGUUCAAACCCUGUUCGACCGCGAGACUCUGACGUGGAUUCGACAUUCUGCUGCCAAGAAGCUCGCACAACGACAAAGGGAUAUCAUGCACCGCCGACACAAUCCCUUACAAGACAAUGCUCUAUCGUUCUCAUCCAGCCCGUAUGGCCUAGCCCCGAGUUACGCAAUGGCCCGGGUAUCUGAUUAUUCAAGACAAGAGGAGAAGCGUGCUCGAAUACAAUUGGCGAAGUGGGCAUCAGACUUGCAACAAAGUCUCCAGAAUGAACGAGAACGAUAUGCAGUAUUAGCAAGGGGCGAACGAGCUGUUUGGUUGACUGAGCGACUGGGGGAGUGUGUUGUGGAUGGUUCUCUUGUUCCAGUCACGCAAUCGCCCGGAUUCUCCGAACUCAAUGCGUCACCCGACAAGCAGAAUGGUAGUCUUCUCGUCCAGACCCAAAACGGGCGGAGACUUGAAUAUCACUUCACCAAUAUCAGCUCUCUCGAUCCUCUCGGCGUCGUUCGGUGGUCUGAUGAUCUGAAGCAACGAGGCUGGGCGAUUGUUCAGAUCGUGGGUAGUUUCGGCGUUGUUGGAGGACUCGCUAUCUGGCUCGCAAAGACCUGGGGCUUGUCUUCGCGGAGUUUCCCAGAAUGGCGCUUCGACUGGUAA